Erigeron canadensis is the source of this 1147-nucleotide messenger RNA. RefSeq lists its product as uncharacterized. The transcript is spliced from 3 exons. Bases 263 to 808 code for a protein of 181 amino acids. NCBI's taxonomy places the organism in Eukaryota, Viridiplantae, Streptophyta, Magnoliopsida, Asterales, Asteraceae. The record is from RefSeq and is a predicted model, not a curated record.
UUCACCACCGAUUAAAUUUAAUAAUACAAAAUCCAUACCCACACGCACCAACAAACCCUCCUCAUUGGCAGUUGUUUCAUCAGCCACCGUUUUCUUAUCGUAACAACAAUUCCGGCAUCCAUCCAUCUUAUCGCCGGAAAAACAUAUACUCCCGCCGGUGACCGAUAUAUAUAUAUUUAGAUAUAUAUGGGGAUACUUAUAUAGAUUGAGCCAACCAAUAGGGUUUUAUUAAAUUUAAUUUAAUAAUUAUAAAAUUAAAAAAAUGGCGAAAAAAAGGAAAUCAUUAGCAACAAGUUUAGAUGAAGUGGAUCGGACGAUGUACUCGACGUUUUGCAACGCCGCGAAUUCAUUAUCGCAGCUUUAUUCACAAGGAAUGAAUCAACAGAAGCUUUCUUUUCUCUCCGGCGAACGCCAUGGAUUGGAAAAGCUCUAUCAAUGGAUUUCCAAGCAUGAUGCUGAAGGAUUAAGAGUGACCUCGGAAGAUAUACUUGCCUAUAUUGAGGCUGAGCUAGAGCAUUCUGUGGAGGAGCCAUCAAUGGCGCCAAGAGCUGUACAGCAGAGUCAGCAGCACACGCAAGUGACAAACCCAUUCAUAAAUUCCGGAUCAUCAAGUGGAUUCCGGUGCGACUACAAUGAUCAGCCAUCUAGAAACUACAUAUUCUCCAAUGCUUUAUCGAGCCCCGUUCGUCGUAGUCUUCAGAACUAUCAUAUAUCCCAGGAAGGAUCCGGUGUCAAGACCCAUGAACAUCAGGAUUCUUCAAUGGACAUGCAUGCAGAUAGCACAGGUCAUGAUCCUUCUAAUCAUUGAGAACUUUUCAGUCCCAUCUACAUGCAUAUGUCAAAACAUUAAAGGGUUUUUGAGAGUUAAGGCAUACUUUUACCAAGUGUCCGUGGUUCAAUAGAAUGCUUUAAAACGUCAAAACAGCAGUCCGUUCCAUUAAACUAGUGGUGAAGGUUGGAAAAGAAUUUGGUGAAGAAAAAGCAAGUUUGGUAGUAGAGAAUCAGUUAUUGUUCUCAUAGAUGAAUGCAAGUUGUGUGGAUCAUUUGAUGUUUAAUUAUAUAUAGUGGUUUUUUACAUGUAUGAAACUUUGAGAUAUCUGGAUUGCUACUGUUUUAAUUUUUAUGCAUCUUUGUCCGGUUGUCCCUC